Hemibagrus wyckioides is the source of this 2519-nucleotide messenger RNA. RefSeq names its product prolactin regulatory element binding (gene preb). Gene Ontology annotation, cellular component: endoplasmic reticulum membrane. Bases 244 to 1527 code for a protein of 427 amino acids. Lineage: Eukaryota; Metazoa; Chordata; Actinopteri; Siluriformes; Bagridae. The record is from RefSeq and is a predicted model, not a curated record. The transcript is spliced from 10 exons. Gene Ontology annotation, molecular function: protein binding; GTPase activator activity; guanyl-nucleotide exchange factor activity. Gene Ontology annotation, biological process: protein secretion.
GUAGAUAUUUUAUAAUAAUUCUGUUUAUAGAUGAUUGUGGAAUUCAUGAAUGGCAUGGUGAUCGAGUUGAAAAUGCAGUGCUUAUGCUUCGAACUAAGCACUAGCAGUUAGCUUGUGUGUUGUUAGCUAGCACACAGCUGGGCUGCUAACCUGUACAGAGAGUCACCGAGCCACUGGUCAAAUCGGAUUACUGUAUAUUGCACAAUAAAGACAGUCUACUGAUUAAGAGGAUUACAUUUCAUCAUGGGAAAACGAAAAGUUCCAGAUUUGUAUCGUGCCCCUUUCCCCCUCUACACUGUUAAAAUCGAUCCUAAAACUGGACUCAUCAUUACUGCAGGAGGGGGCGGAGCUUCCAAGACCGGCAUUAAGAAUGCAGUGCAAUUCCUUGGUUUAGAGCUAGUGGGAAACCAACACAGUGCCACUCUGGUGCACUCUCAUGACACAGGAUCAAGUGCCACCAUGAACAUGGCACUGGGAGGAGAUGUGAUUGCUGCUGGACAAGAUGGCAACUGCAGUGUUAUGCGCUUCAGACAGCAAGGGCCUAAAGAAGGACGAUCAACUGCUCCAAAAGAUGGAUCUGGAGAGCAGGGAAGUGCCAGGAGGAGAGGAGCGAAAAGCCAGAGUGGUGGUGCUGCUGGUCCUGCUGGUGAUGCUCCCCAGACAAAGGACAAGUCAAUGCAGAUUUUAGUGAACAAUGUUGGAGUGGUGCAGUCAGACUUCAGCCCUCAGGACCCGCUCCAGAAGUGUGUGCGCUUCAGCUCUGACCUGAAGCUCCUUCUUACAGGAGGAACUGACGGAUACGUGAGAGCGUGGGAGUAUCCCUCCUUGAAAGAGAAGUUGAACUUCAAAGCUCACCAAGAUGAGAUAGAAGAUGUAGACAUCAGCCCUGAUAACAAGCGUAUCGUGACAGCAGGGAGAGAUUUUGCAUGCAGUGUAUGGAGCGAUGAUCAGCUCAUGCUCGGUUUACGCUGGCAUGACCACAUGCCCCAUAUUACAGAGAAGAUGUAUCGCUAUCAGUCCUGUCGGUUUGCUAAAGUCGAGGACCAAAAAGAUGCACUAAGACUGUACACGGUCCAGAUUCCACACAAACGGGAGCGUAAACCACAACCAUGCUACCUCACAAAAUGGGAUGGCAGGAGCUUCUUGCCUUUGCUAACUAAAUCAUGUGGCAAUGAAGUGAUCUCCUGUUUGAGUGUGAGUGACUCUGGAACCUUUCUUGGUCUUGGCACCGUCACAGGAUCGGUGUCCAUCUAUAUCGCAUUCUCACUGCAGAAUCUGUACUAUGUAAAGGAAUCCCACGGCAUUGUGGUGACAGACCUAGCGUUCCUACCUGAUGACCCCAAAAGCAAACCUGUAAAGGGAAAUAAUGAAGUAGCCAUGCUGAGUGUGGCUGUAGACAGUCGCUGUCAGUUGCAUACCGUGGCCAACCGGAGAUCUGUUCCGAUAUGGCUGGUGGUGUUCCUGUGUAUUGCACUGCUUGUGGGUGUCAUCCUGCUCCUGCAGCAUUUCUUCCCAGGGUUCAUUUAAAGACGUGGUCGAACACAGCAUACCUCUCUUGCCACCAAGGAGAAAUUCUGAUAUUGGAAAAGCAUUUUAACUGAAGAAUCAUCUCAGGAGCUUGCAUUUAUGCUCUUAAUAGUUAGGAAUGAAGAACUGUUUUUUUUUUUUUGUUUGUUUGUUUUUUUUACUUUGUGAUAGAGCCAUCUUUGUCUGUCCAUGUGUCUACAGUCAUCUUUUCAGUGCUACAUACAACAGAUUGAACAGUGAGAAGAAAAUGACCUUUGCGAAGGCCUCAUGGACCGCUUGAAGGUCUCAACAUCUGUUCAUCCUGCAUAAUGCCUUUAAUGUAAAACAUGGGGGAAGACACAUCAUUGGAUAAUUUUAAUUAUUUAAGCUAGAUGGAAAUAUAGAAUUCUGAAAAAAAAAAAUCUUUGUGAGUCUGCCAGGUGCCUUUAGAACUUUAAUGCUGUUGAACCCAGUGGAAUUUAUCAUGCUACAGUUUGUGCACAAUUAAGGGAAUGUGAAUUGUGUCAGACAAAUACGGUUUACAAUGGAGGAAAAGAAAUAUAUAUACAAGCAAUUCAUAUUUAUUUUGAAAUGAGUUAAGGUGCUACCUAAGCAAUUUCAUUUCUUGUUAAUAGCCCCAGUAAUUAUUUAAAAAAUUCAUUUCAUAGAAUAUUUUAUAUUUUUUAAUCAUUUCCAUUAUACUUUUUCAUAAUUGGCAAAAAAUGAAAUAAAAAAAAUGCUAACAAAUAUGGACUAAAACCAAUUUUACUCAAACAUUUCAUGAAUGAAUUUAAUAGCUUUUUUUCUGUUGAGGAUUUUGUGUGGGUUUUUAGGUUUGAUUUCAGCACUUUCCUUAGCCUUUUUCUUGUUCUUUUAUUUAUCAAUAGAAAAUUUGCAUUCCUCCACUAGAGGCCAGUAUGUCUUCAUUUAGAAGCCACAUCGAGUUGAUUUGGGCGAAUACAGUAUGUUAUAAGGGAAAAUAUGAAAUAAAAGUUCCUUAUCUGUUCUUUUCA